ACUCCUGCGCAUCCGCAUUGGUUCGAGUGCCGAAAUCAUCGGGAACCGAAAGGGCGAGGAGGAAAAUUAAAGGAGGCGUCGUCGAUGGAAUCGGAGGGGGGCAGGGUGGUGGGAGAGUACUACCUGUCGCUGGUUUUUUUCUGCUUCGCCGGAGCCUUUGUGCUCCUGGCGGCUGCGCUGAAGCUGCUGCGGUCGAUGCAGUGGUGGUGCAGCUGCCCGGUGUGCGAGGCGUACGUGACGGGGUCCUGGACCGCCGCAGGGUUCGACAACCUCAGCGACUGGUACGCGCACCUGCUCCGCUGCUCCCCCACCCGGACCAUCCACAUCCACGUCCUCGGCAACAUCGUCACCGCCGACCCCGCCAACGUGGAGCACAUCCUCCGCGCCCGCUUCCCCAUCUACCCCAAGGGCAAGCCCUUCUCCGCCAUCCUCGGCGACCUCCUCGGCCGCGGCAUCUUCAACGUGGACGGCCCCGACUGGCGCUUCCAGCAGAAGCUCUCCCGCGCCGAGCUCUGCUCGCCCGCCGUCCGCCUCUUCGCCGCCCGGGUCGUCGCCGCCGAGACCCGCGCCCGCCUCCUCCCGCUCCUCGAGCGCGCCGCCGAGACCGGCGAAACCCUCGAUCUCCAGGACGUCUUCCGCCGCUUCGCCUUUGAUAACAUGUGCGCGAUCGCGUUCGGGCUCGAUCCGGGUUGUCUCCGGCUGUCGCUGCCCGCCUCGACGUUGGCCUCCGCGUUCGAUGCGGCGUCCAGGCUGUCCGCGUGGCGGGCGACCGCCACGGUGCCGUUGGUUUGGAAGGCGAAGCGGUUGCUCCGGAUCGGCUCCGAGAGGAAGCUUCGGGAAGCGAUCGGAGUGGUGAACGUGCUGGCCAACGAUCUCAUCCGCGAGAGGAGGAAGCUGGGGUCCGCCAACGGCCAGGAUCUGCUCUCGCGGUUCAUGGGCGUCGUGGCUGACGACGACGAGUACCUGCGCGACAUCGUGGUCAGCUUUCUCCUCGCGGGGCGGGACACCGUCGCCUCAGCGCUCACCAGCUUCUUCUGGCUGCUGGCGCGCCACGUGGAGGUGAGCAGCGCGAUGCGGGAGGAGAUCGAUCGCGUCCUCUCGGGUAGCGGCGGCGAGGCCGUCGUCGUGACGGCGGAUAAGAUGAGGGAGAUGCAGUACGUGCACGCGGCGAUCUUCGAAAGCAUGCGGCUCUUCCCGCCGGUGCAGUUCGACUCCAAGUUCUGCACGGCGGACGACGUGCUGCCGGACGGGACGGCGGUGCGACGAGGGACGCGGGUGACGUACCACGCCUACGCCAUGGGGCGGAUGGAGGAGCUGUGGGGGGAGGACUGCGGCGACUUCCGCCCGCAGCGCUGGCUGCGGGGCGAGGGAGGGGUCUUCGCGCCGGAGAGCGCCUACAAGUACCCGGUCUUCCAAGGCGGCUACCGCGUCUGCCUCGGCAAGGAGAUGGCCAUCAUGGAGAUGAAGACGGUGGCGGUCGCGGUGGUCCGUCGCUUCGAUUUCGAGGUGUUGGGCGGCGAAGGGCGGAAGACUCCCAAGUUCGCUCCGGGGCUCACGGCGUCGCUCGCUGGCGGGCUGCCGGUCCGAGUUCGCCGGCGCGACGGGCGGCGCAUGCCAUCGAUAGCUAGUGCGCCAAGUGUAUAGAAUUUAGGCACGUGGAAUACUGUUUACUGAUUGCAAAAUGUGGUGGAAGAAGAAAAGAAUCAUUAAAUAAUUAAAUAAUUAAAUAAUUAAAUAAAUAAAUAAAUAGAGAUGGUGUCAUGAUUCCUGCUAUUUCAAAA
Zingiber officinale is the source of this 1781-nucleotide messenger RNA. Its product is annotated as cytochrome P450 94C1-like. The transcript has a single exon. NCBI's taxonomy places the organism in Eukaryota, Viridiplantae, Streptophyta, Magnoliopsida, Zingiberales, Zingiberaceae. Gene Ontology annotation, molecular function: iron ion binding; oxidoreductase activity, acting on paired donors, with incorporation or reduction of molecular oxygen; heme binding. The coding region runs from base 85 to 1644 and encodes 519 amino acids. The record is from RefSeq and is a predicted model, not a curated record.